AUUUUGUCAGGAUCGGUCCUCCAUACAGACGGAGCUUGGCUCUUGAGAUCCGCGCUGAUGGCGGCGGGACGAGGUGAGUUUUUUCGGAAUUUAAUGGAGGGUUUACUGCGGCAGCCUGCUAAACAGACUCCGGAGAUACGUCAACCGAAUCGUGGUAGAGGGAGGCCGCGUCCCGGAGGAAGAUUUGCCAGUCAGGGUAGAGGAUUUUCGGGCCAUAGGAGGAAUGAGCGACAGAAUAAAGUGGCAACUCGAAGCUCGGGUAGCGGAACUGAAGCUAGCUAUCACCCGAGCUGUCCUGGUCAACCCAAAAACGUGUCUCAAAUAAAAUCACCUCCAUGGAAGCUAAACCUCCUCGAAACACUUCCCUCUGAGAUCCUGGUUAAGAUUCUGUCCUACCUGGACCCGUCCUCGUUGUUCUGUGUCAGCCAUGUGAGCAGACUUCUCCAUCGACUCUCCAACGAUGACGUCUUGUGGCAGCGGAUUUACGUGUCUGAGUUUGGCAGUCGGACGUGGAAGCCGAAGACCUCAGAUAAAUGCGCGGUGGUGGAGGACACGGCAGAGAUGGAGGAUUGUUCGGCGAGUCGCUGGAAGAAGUUGUACUUUAAAUCGAUGGCCGGACAUGAAAUGAACAAGUGGAGGAAAGACCUGAGAGACAUCAGUCCAUACACCGGUUUGCCCCGGCAGACUGAGUGGGUCCUCAGGAACCUGAAUGUGAGCUGGGAGCUGACACUGCGCGAUUGUUGGGGACAGGAGCGCAUGUUGGAGCAGAGCAAGGCACACUUCUUUGAGUCUUCUGUGAUUGUUCACUGGAGCGGUGGGAUCGACCUCAAAUUUCAUCACAUCAGCACUAUUCAGCUGCACGGAGUCAGGAAGGAGCCUCAGAGGAGCCACAAAACCAGGAAACCCAAAUGGCGCUCUCUAAUUUUAGAACUGGACACAGAACCUCCGUACCUCUACCUGGGCAAAGACAGACUGAUGAAGCUCAUGCUUUUGCAGCCGGGGGUCAUCGUUGGCAUCUGGAGGGGUAAGAACCAGGUGGCCUUCAUCAUGAUCAGCCUUCACUUCCACAAGCUGGUGGAGAAGAGUCUGCUGGGGUCUCCAGCCUGCCCGUACUCUGAGUCUGUGGGACUCUCACCUGUGGUCGACUCGGACCCUGAGCUGGGUCUUCAUGGCUACACUUUGCACUUCGUUCUGCACAACACCGGCACUGAAAUCAUGUCGGGACACUUUCAGCAGCUGUUUUGUCGCAAAGGUCAGAUUCGGCGCGGGCUGGUGGAGCUCAGGGUCAUUCGGAGGACCUCUUUAUCUCAGCACAGAUCGUUGUCUGGAAACAUCAAACUUCCCUGGAAAGGCGAGGAACUGGAAGGAGCAGUGGAGAACUGCUGCAUCAUGACCCUGACGCUGCUGGACGAGUUCCAGAAACCCUUCUGGUGCGUCAGCACGCCAAUCCACAUCACCAUGGCCAAAAGGACGGUGUCCUUCGACUACAGCGGCCACGACUUUCAGAUGUUGUACAGGAACCCGGACGGAGAGGUGAAGAUGCUGCUGGUGUGGUUGGAGGAGCAGAAACAGUUCUUCCUCAUCGGCCUCACCGUCUGCGUUGCUGUGGCUAAAGUCAACAAGCGUUUCAACAGAGAGUACUGAAGCUGCCCCCUGCUGAUCUGAGGGUUUCACGCAGAUGUUUGUUCUAAUCUGCAGGUUUGAGUUAUGUUGUUAUUGUUGAUAUAAAUGGGCUCGUUCUUCGAGAACACUUUUGUAACGGCUUGUUGCUGAAUUUAAUCUAAAUUUAUCCAAAAGGUUAAGAUUUAUAUAUUUUUAGUUUAAAGAAAAAUUUUUUUUUUUUUACUUUAUCAAAGAAAUCCAACGUCAAAGUUUCUGUUGGAAUUGUGCACAAUAAAUUUGUAUUAACUGUUAAAUAUCAAUUUAAAUAAAGAGUUCAUUUCACCUAAAACACA
Messenger RNA from Girardinichthys multiradiatus, 1955 nucleotides. RefSeq names its product F-box only protein 15-like. The record is from RefSeq and is a predicted model, not a curated record. NCBI's taxonomy places the organism in Eukaryota, Metazoa, Chordata, Actinopteri, Cyprinodontiformes, Goodeidae. The transcript has 10 exons. The coding region runs from base 58 to 1644 and encodes 528 amino acids. Gene Ontology annotation, molecular function: protein binding.